Molecule: messenger RNA, 2196 nt
Organism: Mustela lutreola (European mink)
Lineage: Eukaryota; Metazoa; Chordata; Mammalia; Carnivora; Mustelidae
Gene: MUTYH
Product: mutY DNA glycosylase
Exons: 17
Coding region: 524-2113 (529 amino acids)
Biological process (GO): base-excision repair; mismatch repair
Cellular component (GO): nucleus
Molecular function (GO): 8-oxo-7,8-dihydroguanine DNA N-glycosylase activity; oxidized purine DNA binding; adenine/guanine mispair binding
Source: RefSeq, a predicted model, not a curated record
AGCCAUUGAAGGUUUUAAGUAAGAAAAUGAGACGAUCGUGUCUUAAAAGACGGCUUUACUCCUUGGAAAAUAGAUUGUAGGAUGAAUUAUGGAGUUAAUGAGUUUGGUGACCAUAGGUUGGCUCGGAAAGGAAGGAGAGUGGGUUUUGUAAAAGGGAUAAAGGAGCAGGACCUUGAGCUCAGCGCAUUUGGGAGAGACCACUAUUUCCUAUCCGGAGGAGAGGGAGCGGGAGAAUGCAGAAAGGAAGUUUGGACUACAUGAUGGCUCAAGGCUGUUUCUUGUGCUGCAUCUCUACCAGAUAAACUUCUGCCUGCUGCGUGCUUCUAGACACACCUCCUGAGCCCCUGUCCACACAUAGAGUCACAGUGAGCAUCCGGGAUACACAGGUGAUCCUGCCCAGCCCAGCCCUGGUCUCUUUUGCGUAUCUCCAAGAUUUCGCUUAUGUUGGUCUCUCUGAAGUCACUUGCAGAAACUCAGCCCUGCUAGUCAUCCCUCAGUGCCACAGCCUGCCAAGAGCAAACCCAUGAGCAUCUGGAGAGCCAUCAUGAAGAAGCCACGAACAGCUGUGAGGAGUCAUCACAGGAAACAGGCAUCCCACCAGGAGGGAAAAAAGAAGUGUGUCCUUAGCAGCAGUCGGGUCAAGCCUUCUACCCCAAAUGCAGACUUGGCCAGGCGGCAGAAGGACGUGGUGUUGCAGGCCUUCUCCCCGUACCAUCUCUUCAGAGACACAGCUGAGGUCACAGUCUUUCGGGAGAAGCUACUGAGCUGGUACGACCGAGAGAAGCGGGACCUACCCUGGAGAAGGCGGGCGGAGGGGGAGGUGGACCUGGACAGGCGGGCAUAUGCUGUGUGGGUCUCAGAGGUCAUGCUGCAGCAGACCCAGGUUGCCACGGUGAUCGACUAUUAUACCCGAUGGAUGCAGAAGUGGCCAACGCUGCAGGACCUGGCCAGUGCUUCCUUGGAGGAGGUCAACCAGCUCUGGGCGGGCCUGGGCUACUAUUCUCGAGCCCGGCGGCUGCAGGAAGGAGCCCGGAAGGUGGUAGAGGAGCUAGGCGGCCACGUGCCACGUACAGCAGAGACCCUGCAGCAGCUCCUGCCUGGCGUGGGGCGGUACACAGCUGGAGCCAUUGCCUCCAUUGCCUUUGGACAGGCAGCCGGUGUGGUAGACGGGAAUGUCGUACGGGUCCUGUGCCGAGUCCGAGCCAUUGGUGCGGACCCCAGCAGCACCCUCGUCUCCCAGCAUCUCUGGAGCUUAGCCCAGCAGCUGGUAGACCCUGCCCGGCCCGGGGACUCAAACCAAGCGGCCAUGGAGCUGGGGGCCACAGUGUGCACCCCGCAGCACCCACGCUGCAGCCAGUGCCCAGUGCAGAGCCUGUGCCGUGCACACUGGAGGGCGGAGCGGGAACAGCGCUUGGCCCUGCAGAACCUGCCAGGCAGCCCCGACGUGGAGGAGUGCGCUCCCAGCACGGGGCAGUGCCAGCUGUGUGCGCCUCCCAUGGAGCCCUGGGACCAGACCCUGGGAGUGACCAACUUCCCCAGAAAAGCCAGCCGCAGGCCCCCCAGGGAGGAGUGCUCUGCCGUCUGUGUUCUGGAGCAGCCCAGGGCCCGUGGAGGUCCUCGAAUUCUGCUGGUGCAGAGGCCCAGCUCAGGUUUGCUGGCAGGACUGUGGGAGUUCCCCUGUGUGACUGCAGAGCCCUCCGGGCCAUGUGAACUCGAGGCCCUGCUGGGGGAGCUGCAGCGCUGGGCUGGGCCCCUCCCAGCCACCCACCUCCAGCACCUGGGGCAGGUGGUCCACACCUUCUCUCACAUCAAGCUGACAUAUCAAGUAUACAGUCUGGCCCUGGACGGGCACACCCCAGUGACCGCCAUGCCACCUGGCGCUCGCUGGCUGACCCGCGAGGAGUUUCACACUGCUGCUGUCUCCACCGCUAUGAAAAAGGUGUUCCGUGUGUAUGAGGGCCAACAGCCAGGCACCCGCAAGGGUUCCAAACGGCCCCCAGUGUCUACUCCAUCCAGCCGGAAAAGGCCCGGCCCGGGCCAGCAAGUCCUGGAUAAUUUCUUCCGGCCUCACCUCCCCACGGAUGCACCCCACCUCAACAGUACGGCCCAGUGACGCCUCUGCAAGCCCCCACUUCCUGAGAAUCCGUUUUUGGCUUUUUUUUUUUUUUUUUAAAUAAAGUACUUAUUUUUAUAGUC